Molecule: messenger RNA, 1578 nt
Organism: Lasiodiplodia theobromae
Lineage: Eukaryota; Fungi; Ascomycota; Dothideomycetes; Botryosphaeriales; Botryosphaeriaceae
Product: 14-alpha sterol demethylase protein
Exons: 4
Coding region: 1-1578 (525 amino acids)
Biological process (GO): ergosterol biosynthetic process
Molecular function (GO): monooxygenase activity; heme binding; iron ion binding
Source: RefSeq, a predicted model, not a curated record
AUGGGUGUCCUCGGUGAGCUUGCCGGCCCUGCGGCCGAGUGGUACUCGUCCGCCUCCACUGUCACUCAAGUCUCUGUCGGCUUCGCUGCCGUCUUCUUCGCGUCCAUCUUCCUCAACGUCCUGAGGCAGCUUCUGCUCAAGGACCCCAAGAAGCCUCCCGUCGUCUUCCACUUCGUGCCGUUCAUCGGCAGCACCGUCACCUAUGGCAUGGACCCGUACAAGUUCUUCUUUUCGAACCGCCAGAAGUACGGCGAUGUCUUCACCUUCAUUCUGCUCGGCAAGCCGACCACCGUCUGCCUGGGCACUAAGGGCAACGACUUCAUCCUGAACGGCAAGCUCAAGGACGUCAAUGCCGAGGAGAUCUACAGCCCUCUCACCACUCCGGUUUUCGGCAAGGAUGUCGUCUACGACUGCCCCAACUCCAAGCUCAUGGAGCAGAAGAAGUUCGUCAAGUUCGGCCUGACCAGCGACGCUCUCCGGUCCUACGUCGACCUGAUCACCUCCGAGGUCCAGGACUACGUCAAGCGCACCCCCAACUUCAAGGGCGAAAUCGGCACCAUUGAUGUCCCGCAGACCAUGGCCGAAAUCACCAUCUUUACCGCCUCGCGCUCGCUGCAGGGCCGGGAGGUGCGUGAGAAAUUCGAUGCCUCGUUCGCCGAUCUGUACCACGACCUGGACAUGGGCUUCACUCCGAUCAACUUCAUGCUUCCCUGGGCCCCUCUGCCCCAGAACAGGCGCCGCGACUUCGCGCACAACAAGAUGGUUGAGGUCUACACGGACAUCAUCAAGGCCAGAAGGGAGGGUAAGGUGCAGAAGGAGGAGGAAGACAUGAUCUGGAACCUGAUGGGCUCGACGUACAAGAACGGCACUCCUCUGCCCGACCGGGAGAUUGCUUGCAUGAUGAUUGCGCUUCUCAUGGCCGGCCAGCACUCUUCGUCGUCUACCAUUUCCUGGAUUGUGCUUCGUCUCGCCUCGCGGCCGGACAUCACCGAGGAGCUGCUCGAAGAGCAGAGACAGGUGCUGGGAUCCGACCUUCCUCCGCUCAAGCACGAGGAUCUUGCGAAACUGCCUCUCCACCAGCAGGUGGUCAAGGAGACGCUCCGCAUCCACGCCCCGAUCCACAGCAUCAUGCGCAAGGUCAAGAACGACAUGUUGAUCGAGUCCAACCGCGGCAAGACGUACACGAUCCCCAGCGGCCACGUCCUCCUCGCCUCUCCUGGUGUUUCGGCCACGUCGGACGAGCACUUCCCCAACCCUCAGCAUUGGGACCCGCACCGCUGGGACGGCAAGCCGACGAGCAACGAUUCGGCCGAUGACGAACAGAUCGACUACGGUUUCGGCAUGGUGUCCAAGGGCACCAACAGCCCCUACCUGCCCUUCGGCGCCGGCCGUCACAGGUGCAUUGGCGAGCAAUUCGCGUACGUGCAGCUGCAGACGAUCCUCGGCAACCUGGUCCGCGAGUUCAAGUUCAGGAACAUUGACAACUCGAACAACGUGGUCGGCACCGACUUUUCGUCCAUGUUCUCGCAGCCGCUCAGGCCUGCCGUGGUGGUUUGGGAGAGGAGGGAGAAGGCGUAG